Messenger RNA from Linum trigynum, 2245 nucleotides. NCBI's taxonomy places the organism in Eukaryota, Viridiplantae, Streptophyta, Magnoliopsida, Malpighiales, Linaceae. The record is from the annotation of a GenBank genome assembly.
UAAAGGCGGGAAAAGCAGCAAAAAAGUCGUGUUGAUUUUUCAACCUGAUCCAUUUCCCAGCAGUUUCCCAUCUGCUUGACUUGACUUCCCCGCAGAAACUCUGCUCUCCUCUUCUUCUUCCGUAAUGCUUUCCCCAAUCUCUCUCAAACCUGAUCCCUAACUCCGUUUCCUCUCUUUCUCCACACAAUUCGUUCCCUUUGCUUCCAUGGAUGCCGAAUCUCCUCUUCCAUCACUUCCUUCCAAUCCUCACCGAUCAGCGACUGUUCUCCGGGCAGUCUCUCGCUGGGAACAUCGCUCGGAGCAAGAACUCCACGCCGUCCUCUCCUCUUCUCUGGCGGCGACGGAAGACGGCAAGAAUAAGUACGAGGUGUUCGUGAGCUUCAACGGAGAAGACAAUCGCAGGGGAUUUACCACCCACCUCUGCCAUUCUCUCUCUUCCAAAUUAGGGAUUUCGGUCUUCUACAAGGACGAAAUCAGAUUCGGGGCAUCCGUCACCGCGCCGCCGGAGCUUCUGAGAGCGAUCGACGGUUCCCGAAUCGCGGUCGUCGUAUUGUCGAGGAACUACGCCGAUUCUCCCUGCUGUCUCAACGAGCUGCUUCACAUCCUUCGUCACCGGAAAUCUAGAGGCCUACCAGUCAUUCCGGUUUCCUUCGACGUCGAUCCAUCUGAUUUCAGGAAACCUUACGGCGGAAGAAGUCAUAGCUCUGCGGGCGACGAUAAGGUGCGGAGGAGAUCGAGAGAUGAUGCUUUGGCGGAGCUCGCUGAUCUCCCCGGAUUCGCCACCGCUGACUAUGGAAACGACAUGGAUAUGAUUAGGGGAAUUGUAGCGAAGAUAUGGAACGAAUUGAACCCUAGUACUACAGUUCCAAGCAUCAUCAGCAGCAUUAAUCCUCUAGUUGGAAUGGAGAAACGUGUAAAUGCAGUGAUCGGCUUGCUACAUCUAGAUGCCACUACACCGGAUGGCAACGAUGUUCGUAUGAUUGGAAUCUGCGGCCCAGCAGGGAGCGGGAAAACCACGGUCGCCAUGGCCGUUUUCGAUGCAAUUCGCUCCGGAUUCGAGUCCAGCACUUACAUCGCCAGCGUCGGGGAAUCCUCCACAACACGCACAGGGCUGUUCCGAUUGCAGAAGCAGCUGGCCGGCGAAAUUGGUGGUGAAGGAGUCGAGAUGGGGACGUGGCCUGCCGCGGAGGUGUUCGAGAGGCUGAAGAGGGCAUACAGAGGGAAGAAGCUGCUGCUGAUUCUGGACGGCAUCACCCACGAAGUGCAGCUGUUUCGCCUGGGGGCGGAUCGUUCCCUAUUCGGGCCAGGGAGUCGGGUCAUUAUAACUUGCAGAGAGCAGUACCUGGUGAACAAUGACUAUCAGACCCGGGUGGAUUCUUUGUACGAGACCCAAUUGCUGGACAAGAAUGAAGCUCGUGUUCUACUAAGCCUGGUAGCUUUCGGGCAGGAGGAUUUCUUGGAAGAUUACAGGGAUGUGGGUGAGCAGAUUCUGGAUUGUGCUGGCGGGGUUGCCUUUGUGGUGGAAGUUUUGGGCCGUUCCCUUAGGGGGAGAAGCGUUUCUGAAUGGGAAUACACAAUUGAGAAGCUGAAAAGAAUUCCACCGCCAGAGAGAUCGCAUUUAGAGGUACCUUAAAGUUAAAAAAAUGCGAUUUCCGGCUGCAUCAUGGAUUCUGCACUUUGUCUUCUCCACGUUUAGAAAGCUCAUCCCCUCAACAUGCAGCACCAGCUCUGGUUCUCUUUAGGGAUGGCAACAAAACUCGAACCCAUGGGUACCCACCCGACCCAACCCGGUCAACGCGGGUAAAACCCGUGUUGACGGGUUUUGGGUUGGGUUUGGGUUUAAAUCUGCUACACUAUUCAUCGGGUUGGGUUUGGGUUUAGAUAAACCCGACCCAUGGGUACCCGCCCACACCCAUAUAAUUAAUUUUUCCGGGUUAUUUGCAAUAUAUCUUUCUUAAAUAACUAAUCUUCUUUAUGUUUGUGGAGACAUGUCUAAUUUAUUCUUUCUAAUUGUGUACAAUGAAGUUGAUAUUAUGGAGUGGAGAGUGAAGAAGUUUAGUUGACAAGGAGGAAGGAGCUUUCAAUUAAUCAUGUUGUUUAUAGAUGUUUAUCUUUAAUUUUGAACAAUUUGUAUUGAUAAUUUCGGGUUUGCUUGUAUGCUCUAGAUUAGUGUUUUUUGUAAGGAUAAUUUUUAUGAGAAAAUUGAUGUUAGACUUUUAUUUUGAAAGAAAUUUGUUAUUGUAAA